AUGUCGACACACAGCAUACAAGCAUCUCGGGCAGCCGCCGAACAUGCGCUGGCUACUUCUGCAUCUUUGCAACCUACUCAGUUUGGACCUUCAUCAACGCAGCUGACUUCAUCGUCGCUUUCGACCUUGACCACUCCCACUCAGACGCCUCUUCUGCUCUCCGAUGUUGUCAGGGUGCCCGCACCAACGCCAUUCUCCCUCAUAGGAGUCCAACUUGUUGACACCAUCCCUCACGUCAUCAAGUUCAACCUCAUCGUCAACAUCGCCGGCGAGCUCACCGGAGUCUUUCUGCGCUUCCGGCGGAUCGGUGACUCCGACCGGCCCGAAUAUCAUCUCCAUGCAAGCAACCUUGGGAAAGGGAGGUGUCGAUGUGGAGAUGGAGGACCAAGAUCAAGGCGAUGUUAUGAUGUCGGAGAACUGGGCUUCCGAAAGCCCCAAGACGACAGUCUUGGCAAACCGGAGGAGGGUGUGCAAACACCUGUGUCUGCAUGGUUGAGCGCUGGACUCCCUGAUGGUGAUGUCACCAUGCAGGAUGUAUCAGGUACGGUGCAUGAAGGAGAGGACGUGAACGAGGAAGAGGAAGAGGAAGACAUUAGUGAGGAAGCCGCUGUUGGUAAGCUUUCGAGUAUGAGCUUGAUGGCUGCAGUGACAGCCAGUGGUGUUCUCAAGGAGGAGACAAAGCUCACUUUCGCUGCAUUUGCAGUAGGGGUGUUGGCGAAAGUUGUCCCCGACGGGCUAGUCAUUUCCUCGUUGCUCCCAUUAUUUGAAACGAUGUACCAGGAUCCGACGUGGCACGUCCAACAUUGCGUGCUGUUCGCCCCUUCCGACUAUCCUCUCGAGGCUCCAAUCAAAUGA
This is a messenger RNA of Laetiporus sulphureus 93-53, 855 nucleotides long. RefSeq lists its product as uncharacterized. The transcript is spliced from 5 exons. The record is from RefSeq and is a predicted model, not a curated record. NCBI's taxonomy places the organism in Eukaryota, Fungi, Basidiomycota, Agaricomycetes, Polyporales, Laetiporaceae. The coding region runs from base 1 to 855 and encodes 284 amino acids.